AUGGCCAUAGUAGUUUGUACCAUUGGAGAAGUAAUGAUAGAAAGACGAAAAUCAGAAAGUAUAAACAUCAACAGUCUGGUGAUCUUGAAAAUGUAUGUGGACAGUACUUGCUUUGAUCCCAACACUCUGCAAGAAGGGCUAGCUGAGGAUGGUUUCUCUCAAACCCAUGUGCCAAACUGCACCCCUUUUUCCAUGGAAGAACUGUGUUACCCCCACAAUCAUCCCCAAGAAGAUGCCUCUGCCGCCAUCGGAGCCGCCCCGGAGAUAGAGCUGCAACAACAACUGAGUAUGGAGGUGGAACACUGCUACACCACCACCACCACCACCAAUCACAGUGACACCCAUUUGAUGCAAGAACUAGAGUUUGAUCAGCCCAACUGGAACACCAGUGUCCAUGACGUGCAAGACAUGAGUUUCAAUUACUAUCCUCACCAACAAGACCCAAAUAAUUUCCAACAAGUUGAGAUUCAAAAUGGACCUUACCAAGGCUUAAAUUCUUCUUCAUUGCCUGAAACCCCAUACCCUCCAACACCAGACCUCCUCAAUCUGUUUCACUUGUCUAGAUGCUCAUCUUCCUCUUUGCUACCCAAUGCAUCAAUCUCCUUGAGCUCCGCGAAUUUUCCUAGCUCAUUAAGCUUUCUAGGGGACCUUAAUACAGCCGAGGGUGGGGCAGCCUCGAAUGUUUUCUAUGACCCAUUGCUGCCUUUGAACCUUCCACCACAGCCUCCAAUGUUUAGGGAGUUGCUUCAGUCUUUACCCCAUGGUUUUAACUUCACGGACUCGAGAAUUGGUUCUUUGUUCAAUGGGGUGGUGGAUGAGAGAGAGGCAAGUGGAGGUGUGUACCAAGAUGGGGAUGGGAGGCAUUUUGACAGUGGAGUUCUGCAGUUCUCUAGGGAUAUGAAAGGGAGAGAUGGCAAAGAUACCAAACACUUUGUCACUGAGAGACAAAGGAGAGAGAACUUGAAUGACAAGUACAAAGCUUUGAGGAAUUUGGUUCCCAACCCCACCAAGGUAUUCACUUGCAAUCUCUCUCUCUCUCGCUGUGCUUGA
Ilex paraguariensis (yerba mate) is the source of this 1050-nucleotide messenger RNA. Lineage: Eukaryota; Viridiplantae; Streptophyta; Magnoliopsida; Aquifoliales; Aquifoliaceae. The record is from the annotation of a GenBank genome assembly.